AUAUUGUCAAUAAUUGAACUUCUCUCUUCUUCUUCUUCUUCUUCUUCUUCUUCUUCUCCGAUUUCAACUUGAAUCAUUACUUCGAGAGGUAGAGAGAAAGGGAUCGCCUUUUCUCACUCUCUGCGUUCUUUUCAAUUUUGGGCAAAGAAGUUUUAUCGCAUCUGAGUCUUGAAGACCAGAAAAGGAUUUUAUCACAUUGCUGCUUCUCCCUGUUUAUCUGAGUCUGAGGGCAAGAACUUUUGCGGAGGGUUCUUUUCUGCGUAUUAUUCUCCAUGGCAAGUAAUGAGAAUCUGCCACCCAAUGUUAUCAAGCAGCUUGCCAAGGAGCUGAAGAGUCUGGACGAAUCCCCUCCAGAUGGCAUCAAGGUUGUAGUUAAUGAUGAGGAUUUCUCACAAAUAUGUGCUGAUAUUGAAGGACCAGUUGGUACUCCUUAUGAGAACGGACUUUUCCGUAUGAAGUUGGCUUUGUCCCAUGAUUUUCCACAUUCACCGCCUAAAGGCUACUUCAUGACUAAGAUUUUCCAUCCUAAUGUUGCUUCUAAUGGAGAGAUCUGUGUUAAUACGCUUAAAAAGGAUUGGAACCCUAGUCUUGGUUUAAGACAUGUUCUCUCUGUUGUGAGGUGCUUAUUAAUUGAGCCAUUUCCAGAAUCUGCAUUGAAUGAACAGGCUGGCAAGAUGCUACUUGAAAACUAUGACGAAUAUGCGAGGCAUGCUAGGCUUUACACAGGUAUCCAUGCUAAACCAAAACCAAAGUUCAAGACAGGUGCUAUCUCAGAGUCAACGACAGCUCUAAAUGUUGGCCAGACUAACAACGAAACGCCUGGUGCUGCUACUGCAAUACCCUCUUCAAUGACAGACAUAAAAAGAGUAACAACAACUAGUGCCCAAGACCAACUACAUGCGGCUACUGUCGUUGUAGCAGCCACAGCAGGAUCUGCAAGUGUGGUCACUACCACGCAAAAAAGGGAAGCAGGUUUAGCCAAGGUUCAGGCAGAUAAGAAGAAGGUAGAUGCCAGAAAGAAAAGCUUGAAGAGACUAUGAUGAUGCUGUCAACUCAGUGUCUUAUGCUUCUCGAACCUAAACUGUUGUUUCUUUUUUACUUGUAAGAGAUCUGUUGUCUGAGGAUUUCUCAUUCUGGGAAAUAAUAAUGUUUACCAAUGAAGCCGAAUGUUGAACAA
Capsella rubella is the source of this 1177-nucleotide messenger RNA. RefSeq names its product ubiquitin-conjugating enzyme E2 22. The coding region runs from base 273 to 1040 and encodes 255 amino acids. The record is from RefSeq and is a predicted model, not a curated record. NCBI's taxonomy places the organism in Eukaryota, Viridiplantae, Streptophyta, Magnoliopsida, Brassicales, Brassicaceae. The transcript has 7 exons.